UGGUUGUCGCUCGCUAAUCUGUCAGAAGCAGCAGAGGAAAACUUUUCAUUUCUUGAACACGGGUUACUCGUUUCGUUCGGUUCGGUCAAGUGGUGAGCCUGCUGGUACCAUUUUGCUUCGCUCGGUGUGUAACUAUUUCAGAAAAAUCAUCGUCUUCUCCACAAUUAGUAACACCUGAGAGAAGGCAGCAAGCAGAACGCACGAAAAUUGAAGAAUGGCAAAUCUAAAUAAAAUUUCCGACGAGGAUCGCGAAUCCAAGUUCGGCUAUGUGUUCGCCGUUUCUGGUCCUGUCGUCACGGCCGAACGUAUGUCCGGAUCGGCUAUGUACGAACUGGUACGUGUGGGUUACUAUGAACUGGUCGGUGAAAUUAUUAGGCUGGAAGGCGACAUGGCCACCAUCCAGGUAUACGAGGAAACAUCCGGCGUCACUGUCGGAGAUCCUGUGCUGCGUACUGGCAAGCCACUUUCCGUCGAACUCGGUCCUGGUAUUAUGGGCAGUAUUUUCGACGGUAUUCAGCGUCCCCUCAAGGAUAUUAACGAGCUGACCAGCUCCAUCUAUAUUCCGAAGGGUGUUAACAUUCCCAGUCUUUCUCGUACUUCGAGCUGGGGCUUCAAUCCACUGAACGUUAAGGUGGGUUCUCACAUUACCGGAGGAGAUUUGUACGGUAUCGUACACGAAAACACUUUGGUGAAACAUAAACUGCUGGUGCCACCCCGCGCCAAGGGUACCAUCCGCUACAUUGCACCACCUGGCAAUUACACUGUCGACGAUGUCAUCCUGGAGACGGAAUUCGAUGGUGAGAUCAACAAGUAUACCAUGUUGCAAGUAUGGCCAGUGCGUCAACCUCGUCCGGUCACGGAAAAAUUGCCUGCUAAUCAUCCGCUGCUGACUGGUCAGCGUGUGCUGGAUUCCCUGUUCCCUUGCGUACAAGGUGGUACGACUGCUAUUCCCGGUGCUUUUGGUUGCGGAAAAACUGUCAUUUCACAAUCCCUUUCCAAGUACUCGAACUCCGAUGUCAUCGUCUACGUCGGUUGCGGAGAGCGAGGUAACGAGAUGUCAGAAGUAUUGCGUGAUUUCCCGGAGUUGUCGGUAGAAAUUGACGGCAUCACUGAAUCCAUUAUGAAACGUACUGCCCUGGUCGCUAACACCUCCAACAUGCCUGUCGCUGCUCGUGAAGCUUCCAUUUAUACCGGUAUUACUCUGUCCGAAUAUUUCCGCGAUAUGGGUUACAAUGUGUCUAUGAUGGCUGAUUCCACAUCCCGUUGGGCCGAAGCUUUGCGAGAAAUCUCCGGUCGUCUAGCUGAAAUGCCGGCCGAUUCAGGCUACCCGGCCUACUUGGGUGCUCGAUUGGCUUCCUUCUACGAGCGUGCCGGUCGCGUUAAGUGCCUCGGUAAUCCGGAACGUGAGGGAUCCGUUUCAAUUGUGGGUGCUGUAUCGCCACCCGGUGGUGAUUUCUCCGAUCCCGUUACUUCGGCUACCCUCGGUAUCGUACAGGUGUUCUGGGGUUUGGACAAGAAAUUGGCCCAGCGCAAACAUUUCCCAUCGAUCAAUUGGUUGAUUUCAUACAGUAAGUAUAUGCGUGCUCUAGAUGACUUUUACGACAAGAACUUCCCCGAGUUCGUCCCACUGCGUACCAAGGUCAAGGAAAUUUUGCAAGAGGAGGAGGAUCUCUCCGAAAUUGUGCAGCUCGUUGGUAAAGCGUCCCUGGCCGAAACCGACAAGAUUACGCUUGAGGUUGCCAAGCUGCUGAAGGAUGAUUUCCUGCAACAAAAUUCGUACUCGGCCUACGAUCGAUUCUGUCCGUUCUACAAGACGGUCGGUAUGCUGCGAAACAUAAUCGGUUUCUACGACAUGGCCCGCCAUGCAGUGGAAACCACCGCGCAGUCGGAGAACAAGAUCACGUGGAACGUGAUCCGUGACUCGAUGGGUAACAUUCUGUACCAGCUGUCGUCGAUGAAGUUCAAGGAUCCGGUGAAAGAUGGUGAAGCUAAAAUUAAGGCUGAUUUCGAUCAGCUGUACGAGGAUCUGCAACAAGCGUUCCGCAACUUGGAGGAUUAAGCGUACAUUUGUCCAUUACACGAAAUGUCUUAAAACAGUUUUAUUGUUUUCAAUAAUCGUAAAAGUGUAAAAAUAGUGCAAAAGAAAACAACCAGUAAAUGCAUGAAAUAGAAAAACCAUCGUCAGUACUCAAAAUUAAACAAGUGUGAAUAGAACUACGACCUAAUCAGCAAAAUCAACCGUUUGGUCGAGUUCACUAUUUUACAGGAGUAUUUAGGUUAUUGUGUAACUUUAUUCGUGCAGAAAAAGCUUAAAACUUGUAGCGAUUACAGAGAAAUCUAUUCUAACAACAACGGAAACAACACAAAGCAGUCACGGCAUAAACGUAGGAUCAGCUCGUAGCACUAUACUAGAAGAUAGUUGGCAUCUCUGAUAAACCGCCGCCGCCAAACGAAAAUAACAUCAACUUUUCCACGUGUAACAUCGGCCAUCGAGAGUUUAAUGAUCAAAGGGGAUUGAAACAAGCCGAACAGCGGUAUUAAUUGCUCUCAGCCAUAAACGGUAUGUGACGUCGCAAAACGCAUGAUAAAUGCUUGUUAAAAACAAACAGAUAUUUAGAUUAACCGCGGCAAUGGGAAGCAGAAGAAAAGGUUAAUUUAAGAUAGAUCAUAUAAAUGUAUAAUGAGAGUAUUGUUUAAGGAAGAUAAAUAUUCAUACAUACAAAACAUGUUUUACGAUAUUUAAGAUAUUCAAAUUGUUAUAUUUCUCUUUGUUUUAGUUAAUAUAUCAGUACUUUUAUUUUUGAUGUCGUUUUCCCGAAUGUACUUGCAUCGCAGUCGAAGAUUGUUUUCUCUCGAUGCGUAUGCUUCUUUCUUGCGAGUCACGAUCGCAUUAUGUACGGCAUGUAAAAUUGUUUCUUGAAACAUGAUUAGUAUAGUCGUAUGUAUAGGUGACCAAGUGUGAAAAGUUUGACCCUCCAUUAAAGGUUGCAUUCCGAGUCAAAGA
Sabethes cyaneus is the source of this 3004-nucleotide messenger RNA. Its product is annotated as V-type proton ATPase catalytic subunit A. Gene Ontology annotation, molecular function: ATP binding; ATP hydrolysis activity; proton-transporting ATPase activity, rotational mechanism. The record is from RefSeq and is a predicted model, not a curated record. Lineage: Eukaryota; Metazoa; Arthropoda; Insecta; Diptera; Culicidae. Gene Ontology annotation, cellular component: lysosomal membrane; proton-transporting V-type ATPase, V1 domain. Gene Ontology annotation, biological process: ATP metabolic process; proton transmembrane transport. The coding region runs from base 215 to 2059 and encodes 614 amino acids. The transcript is spliced from 6 exons.